Molecule: messenger RNA, 5627 nt
Organism: Oncorhynchus gorbuscha (pink salmon)
Lineage: Eukaryota; Metazoa; Chordata; Actinopteri; Salmoniformes; Salmonidae
Product: adenylate cyclase type 8
Exons: 22
Coding region: 513-4130 (1205 amino acids)
Biological process (GO): adenylate cyclase-activating G protein-coupled receptor signaling pathway; intracellular signal transduction; cAMP biosynthetic process
Cellular component (GO): plasma membrane
Molecular function (GO): adenylate cyclase activity
Source: RefSeq, a predicted model, not a curated record
CUAUCCACUGGACUGGACUGGACUGGACUGGGUCUGUUUGGCUUUUUGCCCCAAGCUGAAUCUUUUAAGGAGGUUAAUAUGUUCUGGAUGUAAAAAUAUAUCUGACAGGAUAGACGAUUGUGAGAAGGAGACGGUUAACUGAUCGCUAAGUGGGUUUAGUAGAGAAACAGGAAGAGAAGAGGAAAGAGGACUGCAGAAGAAGACUGGAAGACUUCCGAAGUGGUCUAUUUAACAAUAACAUGGAGGCAACGAGUAUGUUGUUGUGAGCAGGAACAGAUGAACUGUGUGUUUUGAUGGGAGAGUCAUGACGUUACAUAGAAAGAACUACCAGGCUGAAUUGUAGAUCUCGUGAGGAGACGACACGCUCAGUGGCUGGACGCCUCACCACCACCCCAACUCAUCCACUAUGGCCGAUGUGUUUCCACUCUCAGUCUCAGACACGUCCUCGGACAUUCUGAUCCCCUACACCUGGACCAAAUCACCUCAACGUGGCGGUCCAUAACGGCGUAGCCAUGGCUACCUGCGAGGUGGACAGCGGGUGCGAGCCACGGCGCUCCAGUGACGUCACGCUGCAGCCGCCAGUCCUUUCUGUUCACAUCAGUCCCGCCAUUUCCCCGAGCCUGCGGAGGAAACGCCUGAUGUGGCAGAGCGCCAUGCGGCACGUCAUCGACCGGCACGACCUCUACCCUCCAACCUCUGACCUUGAGAGAGGUGAAGGGGGAGGAGGGACCCGGCUAGUGCUCACAGACGCUUACAUCAACGACAUCAACAGGCAGAUCCGCAACAAGGCGUCUCGGGGUGGAGCAGGUCAUAAGCGACGUUCGUCUGCAGCUCGUAUCCACCCAGCCAAUCAGGUCCGAAUGUCCACGGUGACCCAGAAGAGCAGCGACUCCCUCAGUGAUGCUGACUACUUUGUCUCCUGGGGGUCUACAGUCAGAGGGGUCUUCCUGCCUGCCCUUCAUCACACCUUCAAGUCUCCCGACCUGGAGAAGUUGUACCAGCAGCAUGCAUCAAGCCAGAGGAUAACCUCUCUGGUUUUCACUAAUGUUAUCGACAUCAUCACCAAACUACACAUCCUGGGUCUGACCCUAUGGGUGGGGCCUCAGAGCCUGGACACAGCCAAUGGUUGGCUGGUCGGCCUGUUCAUCGCUCUGGGGGCUGGACUCUGCGUGCUGGUGCUCUGUUCUAAGGGAAUGAUGUCAUCGCCAGAGUGGUUAAGGUACAUGGCUCUAGCCAGCUGGUUGUCCCAGACAGUGCAGGUGUUGGGUGGUGUUGUGGGUGGUUUGGAGAAGGACCAGGCCUGGUACGUCCUCUUCACGCUAUUCUCCACCUACACCCUCCUGCCCCUCCCCUUGCUCUGGUCCCUCUCCACCGGCCUGCUCACCGCCACGCUGCACCUCCUGGUGGAAACUGUUCACCACUAUGACGACACCGCGCUCUACAGAAAGGUUCUGGCGAAGGGCUUGUUGUACCUGGGUAUGAACACAGCAGGGUUGUUCAUCCACUACCUGUCAGACCACACACAGAGACAGGCCUUCCUGGAGACACGACGCUGCAUUGAGGGACGAGUACGCCUGGAGAGGGAGAACCAGAGACAGGAGCGCUUGGUGAACUCCAUCAUUCCGCGGUUCGUUGCCUUGGAGAUGAUCGCUGACAUGUCCAACAUGGAUGAUGACCUGAUGUCACAGCAGUUCCACAAGAUUUAUAUUCACCAGUACAAAAACGUCAGUAUUCUGUUUGCUGAUAUAAAAGGCUUCACGUCUCUGUCCAUGGUCCUGUCGGCUCAGGAAUUGGUACGGACUCUCAAUGAGCUGUUUGGACGCUUCGACCGCCUGGCUGAGGAGCACCACUGCAUGCGUAUCAAGAUCCUUGGGGACUGUUACUACUGUGUGUCAGGAGUGCCAGAGCCAGAGACAGCUCACGCUCGCUGCUGUGUGGAGAUGGGCCUCUCCAUGAUCAGCACUAUAAAGUACGUGCGAAGGGAGCUGAAACAUGAGGUGGACAUGCGUAUCGGCGUCCACUCUGGCUCAGUACUGUGUGGAGUGCUGGGGCUGCAGAAGUGGCAGUUUGAUGUGUGGUCCUGGGAUGUGGACAUCGCUAACAUGCUGGAGGUAGGAGGGGUGCCGGGCCGUAUCCACAUCUCCCGGGCAACGCUGGACUGUCUGGGCGGGGUCUACGAGACGGAAGAGGGGCGUGGCCACGAGAGGAACGAGUUUCUACGGAAACACAAAAUCGACACAUUCCUGAUUCGCCACACGCCCAUGGAGGAGGCUCCUGCCAAGAAGGCUUGUCGGCCCAGUCGAGAUGACACCCUUGAUGCUGGCUGGAGUACUGAGCUGCCGUUUGGAAACAUAAUCGGAAUGAACUGUAUCCUGGCGACCUUCAGCAACGGCUCUCUGGCCCAGUUACCUAACCAGCUGGCGGCUCAGCGGACGGGGACUCGUGAAGUCAACAAGAGGAUCCGCCGGGCCAUCGAGGUCCGAAGCAGCGAACGCAUGAGACAGGAACACAUCACCACCUUCACACAGGAGUUCAAGGACACACACAUUGAGGGCAAGUUUUCCCAGAUGCGUGAUGAGAUGUUCAAGUCAAACCUGGUCUGCUCCUUCAUCAUGCUCCUCUGCCUCAUGGGUGCACAGACCCUCAUCCCUGCCGCAAGACUAUGUCCUAUGCUGGUUCAGUUUGGAGUGUGUGUGUGUGUGUAUGUGUUGCUGCUGGUGGUGGUCCUAGCUGAAGAGUUUAAACAGAGCCCUCUAGCGCUGCAGUUCCUGUGUUGCUGGAUCAACGAAACCAAGACUGUCAGAACACUACUCACGCUCACCGCUAUUAUCAUCAACUUUGGAGUGGCCUCAUCUGAUAUACUGUGGUGUGUAGAGUCUGAGAUGGACCCUAACAACAGAAGCAGCUCCCAGCAGCACACUUGGUCCUGGCCUGUCAACAUCUGUACACACCCUGAGUUCCUGGUUUUCAGUGGGGUGGUUGCCAUGGUGUCGUGUGCUGUGUUCUUCAGGCUGCACUGUCUACUGAAGCUAGCUGUGUUACUUCUGGCCAUAUCUGUCUACACGUACCUCAUAGAAGUCAGUUACCACACACUGUUUAUACGCCAGACCUCUGAAAACACCAGGCAACAGUACCUGAGGAGGAAGGAUGUGUGUGUCCUGCUCAUGGUCAUGUUUGUGGUGGCUGUAAUUUACAACAGUAGACAGUUGGAGGCGACGGCGAGGCUGGACUUCCUGUGGCGUCUGCAGGCCAGACAGGAAGUGGAGGACAUGAAGGAGCUGAGGGAACAUAAUGAGUGUUUACUCUUCAACAUUCUGCCUUCACACGUCGCACAGCACUUCCUAGAGAGAGACCGCCACAAUGAGGAUCUGUACUCCCAGUCCUAUGAGCGUGUGGGGGUGUUGUUUGCGUCCAUCCCGGGGUUUACAGACUACUAUGAACAGAAAGAGUUGAUCCAUCAGGAUGUGGAGUGUCUACGGCUUCUCAAUGAGAUCAUAGCUGACUUCGACGAGUUAUUAGAUGAGACAUAUUUCCAGGACAUUGAGAAAAUCAAAACCAUUGGCAGCUGUUACAUGGCUGCUUCUGGCCUCUCCCCUGAUCAACAGGAGUGUGGUGAUGAGUGGCGUCACCUCAGUGAGCUGAUGCUGUUUGCCCAGGAAAUGCAGGAGACGCUCAAACGGAUCAACACACACUCUGGAAACAGCUUUCAGCUCCGUGUUGGCGUAGCCCACGGUCCAGUGGUGGCUGGGGUGAUAGGAGCCACUAAACCUCAGUAUGACAUCUGGGGGAUGACCGUCAACCUGGCCAGCCGUAUGGACAGCACCGGGGUCAGUGGUCGUAUACAGGUCCCAGAGAGUACCAGUCAGGUCCUGGCGGAGCGCGGCUUCGUUCGCGAGCUGAGGGGGGCGAUCUACGUGAAAGGUGUGAGCGAGCGGCAGGGGAACGUCAAGACGUACUUCGUGAGGAGCCGCGAGUCGUGUUCCAGCUACAUGGAGCGCAGUGUGACCCGCGGGGGUUUGGGCCUGGGAAGGAACACUCUGUCCGCUCUGGUCUUUAGCCUGGUCCAGACCAGGAAGAGAGAGACACAACGGGAGGCUAACGGAGGGUUCCACCUGCUGGAGGUCUCAUAGGCAUUGGGCUGUAUAUCAUAUAGGGAAAGAAAGGGAGAGAAUUCAGGUUAUCCUCUCCUCGUUCGUUGGAUCAAAACCACGUUCUAUGGUGGAUUACCUCAAAUGGAGAACGGGGGGGGGGGUGUACAGGCUACAAGAGAGACACUAGAGGAAGGGAACGGAAGCUCCUCUUCUGCAGAGUACUUUAUAGCAGUGGCUCCCAAACUUUCUAGGUUACAGUACUGACCAACUGUAUUCUGCUCUGCCCGAAGUACCCUUAUAGUACAUCAUAGAUCUUCUCAAAUACCCCCUGUGGAUUGGCCAACUUCCCCCUGGUUGGGAAUCACAUGGACGACAGCACAGAGCAGAAAACUGACCAGUUGACAGUUGGAUAUCCUGACACCAACAGAAAUACAGUGGAUUGUAUACUGCUGUCUGACACCAACAGAAAUACAGUGGAUUGUAUACUGCUGUCUGACACCAAUAGAAAUACAGUGGAUUGUAUACUGCUGUCUGACACCAACAGAAAUAGUGGGUUAUACACUGCUGUCUGACACCAACAGAAAUAGUGAAUUAUAUACUGCUGUCUGACACCAACAGAAAUAGUGAAUUAUAUACUGCUGUCUGACACCAACAGAAAUACAGUGGGUUAUACACUGCUGUCUGACACCAACAGAAAUAGUGAAUUAUAUACUGCUGUCUGACACCAACAGAAAUACAGUGGGUUAUACACUGCUGUCUGACACCAACAGAAAUAGUGAAUUAUAUACUGCUGUCUGACACCAACAGAAAUACAGUGGGUUAUACACUGCUGUCUGACACCAACAGAAAUAGUGAAUUAUAUACUGCUGUCUGACACCAACAGAAAUACAGUGGGUUAUACACUGCUGUCUGACACCAACAGAAAUAGUGAAUUAUAUACUGCUGUCUGACACCAACAGAAAUAGUGAAUUAUAUACUGCUGUCUGACACCAACAGAAAUAGUGGAUUAUAUACUGCUGUCUGACACCAACAGAAAUAGUGGAUUAUAUACUGCUGUCUGACACCAACAGAAAUAGUGGAUUAUAUACUGCUGUCUGACACCAACAGAAAUACAGUGGAUUAUAUAAUGCUGUCUGACACCAACAGAAAUACAGUGGAUUAUAUACUGCUGUCUGACACCAACAGAAAUAGUGGAUUAUAUACUGCUGUCUGACACCAACAGAAAUAGUGGAUUAUAUACUGCUGUCUGACACCAACAGAAAUAGUGGAUUAUAUACUGCUGUCUGACACCAAUAGAAAUGCAGUGGAUUAUAUAUUUAGUGUACAAAACAUUAAGAACACAUGCUCUUUCCAUGACAGACCUACCAGGUGACUCUUUAUUGAUGUCUCCUGAUAAAUCCACAGACAGGUUAAAGACGAAUUUUAAGCCAUGAGACAAUUGAGACAUGGAUUGUGUAUGUGUGUCAUUCAGAGGAUGAAUGGACAAGACAAAAGAUUUAAGUGCCUUUGAACUGGGGUAUGGUAGUAGGUACCAGG